Molecule: messenger RNA, 1458 nt
Organism: Necator americanus (New World hookworm)
Lineage: Eukaryota; Metazoa; Nematoda; Chromadorea; Rhabditida; Ancylostomatidae
Exons: 16
Coding region: 1-1458 (485 amino acids)
Biological process (GO): cellular response to reactive oxygen species
Cellular component (GO): mitochondrion; cytoplasm; membrane
Source: RefSeq, a predicted model, not a curated record
AUGCAAGUUGUAGUACAGAACUUGAGCGAACCGGAAGACCGUAGCGGAAACUAUCCGCGCCAAGAUGACGGCCGAGCGAUCAACCCUGAAAUAUUUGGACUAGUACAGCUUGUAAAAAACUUUAAUCCCUCAUUAUCAUCUCCACCAGUUCUUAUUGUGGUAAUUGCAAUAGUGGACAUUGGAAUGGUUGCCGACGGUUUUCUGAACGUUAAUAAUUGCCCUAUAAGCACGAUGAUUCCUAUUUGGGUGAUUGUCGCUGCAUUAAGUUCGAUUGUCGAAAUAUGUUGUUUUUCCUUCAAAUCGCAUAUGGAGUCACGUAAUCAAACGCAUCCAUCUUGGGUUCGUUUUAUCGUUGGAAUAGUAGGAGUCUUCAGAGCUGGGUGGUACAUACCAGGAUGUAUUUGGGUGUACGGCGUCUACGGCCGGGUUAGUUUCGAUUCGAUUGACAAAGAGAACUACUGCGAUCAGGCUACAUACUACAUUGCUCUCCUCUUCUCGACGAUUUUCUCCUUGAUGAUACUGCUUCUCAUUGCCUUUUAUGGCUCACUUUUCCUCUUCUGUCAGGGCAAAAAAUUUAAGAUCGAUGUGAGCCGUCGCCAACUUGACCCAGACUGCGUUGAUGAAUGGCACUCAGGGCUUCUUUCGCGCCAUUUCAUAAAUGCCUAUUUCAACCUGCAAAAUCCGCAUCAGUUCUGCGCUCAUUCCCACUUAGAGACACUGUUAACGGCUAAAAUCGCCUCCGAAUCACGCUUAAAUGGUGUAGGGAAUGAGAGUACGGAGAGGAGCGGGAGCGUGGCGUCGUUUUUGGGAGUAUCGUGUCCCAGCUACACGCCUGGCCUGGUGGUCCCAGCGAAUAUCCCGGUCCCAACGCCACUUCUGGCGGAUAUCAUAUUUACUAAGAAAGGUGAACGACCACGAACAAUAAACAUAUUGCUACAACACAAGGGAGAUUAUGCUAAUUCGAUUAUUUCAAAGAUCUCUACAGAAGCGUCCUCUUCUAACCCAAAUCGUUGCGUCAGGAGUGAUUUCCGGGGCUGGACUGGAAGGUUUUUCUUCCUAGCUUCGGCAUUCAUUGCUCCUGCACUUAACAAAUGGUUUAAGUUGCUGGAAAGAGUGAAAGGUCCUCCGAAGAUAAUACCAUUGUUUCGCGUAGGAAUAGAUCAAAUAGCUUUUGCACCAGUGUUUAAUGCAUUGAUCUUGGUGAAUCUACGAUUAUUGGAAGGGUUAGGGCUUGAGACGUCGUACAGAAAAAUGAAGGAAGAUUGGUGGAUUAUAUAUUCAAGCAGUUUGAAGGUCUGGCCAGCAGUACAACUAGUCAACUUCUAUUUAAUUCCGUUAAAUAUGCGAGUGAUUGUCAUUCAGCUCGUGGCGUUUUUCUGGAAUGCAUAUUUAUCAUAUAAGACACAAACAGCUCUGGAUCAGGACAUCAGCAUGUUGAAUGGUGCGUUGGCGCUGUGA